AUGAGAAAAGGAUUUAUUGAAGAACUAUGCUGUAAUCUACACGCUAGAUUUCCAGAGGAGAGUUUACAUGUUUUACCAUGCCUUGAUAAGGUUCUGAACCCCAUUCGUUUUUCUGAAUCACAAGACGACAUUGUCGCAUAUGCUCGGGAUUCCCUUGACGUGUUGAUAACUCAGUUCAGCCCUGUGAAUGGACAAGAGGAAAAUGAUGUCACAGGUGUUGUCAAUGGCGACCGUGCUAGGAAGGACUUCAGCCAUUACAAAACAACUGUCCGUGGUCUUGGCACCACUUCACUAGAAACAAAUUGUCGUGCCAUUAUUAUGGAGUAUGGUGACAUUUACCCAGACUUUGCUGUGUUGGCAAAGAUUGCCAUGACAAUCCCAGUGAGCACCAUGGCUGCAGAGAGGGGAAUGUCUGAACCUCAAGAAAAGGUAGACGUUGGAAGCUUAAAAGACAACUUCUUGGAAUGCCCCGUGUGUGUGGAACAUUUCAACCAGACAGACCGUUGUCCUCGUCUCCUCCACUCCUGCUUACACGCCUUUUGUACACAGUGUCUUCAGCAGCUUCUUGUCAAGGAGAGGAAAGGUCAGAUCACAUGUCCGUUAUGUCGUCAAGUCCAAAGAGUCCAUGGAAACGCUGACACACUCCAGGUUGAUGGCCUGAGGGACAAGCUAGUAGAGUUCCUGCAGAUCAAGCAGGAUAAGAAGGCCCAGUGCAGUGAGUGUCCUGAGAGGAAUGAGGCUGUGUCACGAUGUCAAGAAUGUCACAGCUAUCUGUGUAAGGAGUGUGACUUUGUACACAGACGUCAUCGGCUUAGCAGAGACCAUGUCAUCGUGUCUCUUGGGGACCUUAUUGACCAGCCAAUAACGUCAUUUGCAAAAGGUCAUUUUUGUCCUAAACACCCGAAACACAACCUUGAAUUCUACUGUGCAACAGAAGAGAAACUAUGCUGUGUCUCCUGUACAGUUCUAGACCACAAAGGUCAUGAUUUGCAGCAGCUGGAAGAGGCAUCAGCUGCAAGGAAGGCAGAACUGGAAACCAAACUCACUCAAGUUCAUGGCCAUGCAGAUCGUUUAAGAAAUAAUAAGAAACAAAUAAAACGCCAAGAAAAGCAUAUUGAAGACAUGAGGGCAAAAUCUUUAUCAGAUAUUAACACCAUGUUUGAUCACUUCAAGACCGUUUUGGACAAGAGAAAACUGCAGCUGGAGACUGAUGUAAAACAAAGAAGUGCCCGUUUGUUAUCCAUUCUUCAAAAGAAAAUGGAAUCUAAUGACCAGACUUUAGCGGUUAUAGACUCUACUGACACAUAUUUUGCACAGGCCAAAGAGAAGGCUGACGUUGUUGAGAUGCUGCAGAUGUAUCCUGCUAUAAACAGGAGCCUGGAAUCACUGACUGAUACACCUACCAGUUUGCAGCUUGGUAUUGAACAAACUAUGCUAGACAUCAGAUUUGUGCCACAAGAAGCUUCUAACAUAGAAGCACUGAUGGCCAAUGUUGGCAUUUUAUCAAGACCCAUGGAAGGAAUCGUCGCAGAAGGUCUAGUGCCACAACACCUGGAUGAUCAAACAGCAGGUCUUAUGACAGUUGUAAAGAGGAAAGGACAUGAAUAUCACCUAUGCCCACAGACAUCAGCACAAGGACAUGUAGAUAUGAAAGUCACCCAGUUAGAUGCUGCGAUCCAUCUAUUUGGACAAGAUGAAGUUUCAAAUUUCUGUGAAGUGAAGAAUGACCCUGCUAAUCUUGGCCAGAGAAAGGUCUUCUUCUGCACGGUCCAUGGAUCUCUACUUACCAUCAAGGUUUAUAAGACAAAUAUCACAACCCUGCCUGUUGAUGUAAUUGUAAAUGGUGCAAAUGAGAAUCUGAGCCAUGGAGGAGGUGUGGCCAGAGCUAUUGCAAAAGCUGCUGGAUCCAUGAUGGAAAAUGAGAGUCAGAAGGUAGUGGCAAGCAAACAGAUUCCUGUAACAGAAUUAGCUGUUACAACUGCUGGUAAUUUACCUUCGAAGAAAAUCUUUCACGCUGUUGGACCACGUUGGUCAAAUUAUAACAUGAAAGAUUUGUGCUCAAGGGAUUUAUGUUUCACAAUACUGAGAUGUCUGUGUGCUGCCAGGAAUUGGGGCUUUACUUCCAUUGCAUUCCCUUCCAUAAGUGCAGCUAUAUUUGGGGUUCCACAGGAUGUCUGUGCCAGGAUGUAUGUACAAGCCCUGAAGACGUUUGAUACAGUUGCAUCUGGAGGAUCUCUUAGAGAGGUUCACUUUGUGGAUGUCAGUGAUACUAUGGUCACUGCUAUUGCAAAGGAGUUAGCAAAUAGCUGGAAAACACCUCUGGAAGGAAACGAUUUUGAUAGGGACAGAGCCUUCAUUUACAGAUGUUUGGGAACAUAUUUUGGUAUUUCACUUUCACAUCACUCAAACCAGAGUAGUGACAAGCAUCAACAAGUGUCUGAAACCAUGUCUGCUGCACACAAUGACAUCAACAAUGGAUAUUUCAAGUUCUCUGAUGGUGUCUCAAUCAACAUCUUCCAAAGUGAUGUCUUUGAAACAAAGGCUAGUGCUCUGGUUUCAUGGGAAGAUACUACACUCUGGGGUAUCCAGCCUUUUAUAAAGGCUAUGAUUAAAGCAGGGGGAUCUGGUUAUGAAGCUGAAAGGAAAAGAAAUUGGUCACAGAUGUCAGUGCAAGGCAAAAUUGCAGAAACAUCUGGGGGAAAACUGCCUCUAGAUCAUAUUUUCCAUGCCGUUGUUGGUGUAUCUAUAACUCCAUCAGCCUUUGAAAAGCUUCUUAGGCAGAUAAUUGGCAUGUGUGUGAAGAAGGAGUGCCACUGUGUACUUAUUCCUGUGUGCAACCAAAUCAUUACAGGUGGUUCUUCAAAAAAUAAACUUCAGUUGUUCAUCGAAACAAUGGUUGACAGUCUAAGUGACUUAGCACGCCACAAGUCACAGCCGACAUUACAUGUGCAUAUUGCAGAACAACAGCAGCAUGUUGUAGAUGAAUUGAAACAGAUCCUACAGCAAUACCUGACAUCAUGUGGAUAUGGUAAGGGUUCAGCAGACAACCAGAAGACAGAAGCCUCAGGAGGGGAGCAAUGUUUCAUCUGUGUCAGUGCCAUUGUUAAUCCAAAGACACUUAAGUGUGGACAUACAUUCUGUACAGAAUGCAUUGAUGCUGCAUUCAAACACAAGAAGAUGUGUCCCACGUGUAAAACUGUAUGUGGAGUGAUCACAGGAGACAUGCCUCCAGGACAUAUGAAAGUCAUUGAGUCUCGGUCGAGUUUGCCUGGAUAUGACAAAUGUGGAACCAUAGAGAUUACAUACAGUUUCAGUGGUGGUCGUCAAAAGUUAGAACAUCCAGAUCCUGGGAAGUGGUAUAAUGGCAUCACACAUAUAGCUUACCUACCAAACAAUGCUGAAGGACAGAAGGUCCUUGCUCUGCUGAAGGUGGCUUGGGAAAGACGUCUGACGUUCACUAUUGGCAGGUCUGUUACUAUGGGCAAGGAUAGCUGCAUCACAUGGAAUGAAAUACAUCACAAGACACAUAUAACUGGUGGUCCAACAACUUUUGGCUACCCUGACCCUGGUUACUUGAAGAGAGUCCAGGAGGAGCUUGCUGCUAAAGGGGUGACUGAAGCAGACAUUGACUGGAGCACACCAGUGUGAGGGUUCUAUAUACCCUUCACAAUGAUAUUUCUGAUACCUUUCAGCAUGUUUUCAGUACGGAAAGUCAGUUUAACUGCUAUGAUGUUGCAAGAGUGUUGCCAAAAGCAGCAUAUAUCAUAUCUUUGUUAUUCAUAAUUCACUCAUUCAUUUAUAUGUUUUAGGGCAAUUACUACUUUUGACCUAAUUCAUUCAGCUGCAUAUUAUCUUGUACUACCUUUCAGUUUCAUUACUUUAUACUAUUGAUAUUACUUGCAUAAAAACCUGUACAGAUG
Haliotis rubra (blacklip abalone) is the source of this 3920-nucleotide messenger RNA. RefSeq lists its product as uncharacterized. Bases 1 to 3648 code for a protein of 1215 amino acids. The record is from RefSeq and is a predicted model, not a curated record. The transcript is spliced from 8 exons. NCBI's taxonomy places the organism in Eukaryota, Metazoa, Mollusca, Gastropoda, Lepetellida, Haliotidae. Gene Ontology annotation, molecular function: zinc ion binding. Gene Ontology annotation, biological process: Notch signaling pathway; protein ubiquitination.